AGGGGAAAGCAGCAGUUUGUCCCAGUCAGUAAGGACACACAAAGGGAGGUGGAGCUCAAGUUUUGCGGUCUCAAGUGGAUCACAAAGGGGCAAACAAUGCCGCACUCCAACGGGAAUUUUCUCAUGGAGUGCAAAUUGCAUGGCCAGGGGUUUCAGGGAAGUCAGACGAAGGCCGCACAACACUUCACAAUAAAGAAAAACUGUGCUAAAGUCUCCGCGGAGCAGCUCGCGGAGAUUUGGAACAAGACGAAGUACUCGUUCGAUCACAGCCACCAUCGGAAGAUCCUCGACUUCCUGAGGUCUUGUGGGUUUCGAGACAAUAGAAAUACUUCGGGGAGGGAGCAGGCGGGGGAGGAGGAGUACGACGACAGCGAGGACGAGAGGAGGGCGGCCGAGGGGGGAGGUGAUGAUGGUGACAGCGAUACACAGGACAUGGACGUGGGGCGAGAGGUGGAGCGCGGCAGGGAUAAGAUGAGGGGGGACAAGGCCGUUGAGGAGGACACUACCCUGGACGAGGACGACGACGACGACGAUGACGACGAGGAUCAGGCCGCAGACAUUGGGGUCUCUCUUGAUGGGGGGCUGAUGGCCGCUGGCCGUCGAGGCCAAGAGGGGGCUGCCAAAGCGAUGAAGGAGGCCACGAAAUCGAAGAAGAGAAAGAGGAAGGCAAAGAAGACCAUCACAGAGGCGACACUAGCACCUCCUCUGCCGAAGAAGGGCAGAGUACUUCGACAUCCAUCCAUGGUGGAGACCUUCGAUCCGGUGUGGCAACGAGAGUUUUCGAACUUCUACCUGCAGUGGUGGAACGUGAGCGGCAUUCCAUUUGAGGCGGCGAGGAGGUCGGAGUACCAGCAAGUGAGGAGGCGGUUGCUCGACUGUCCGCCGUACACACAUCCUGUGUUUCCCACACACCGUGUGAUUUCCGGCGAUGGCAUCCCAGAGCAGCAGCAAGUUGUGGUGAAGAUGGUGGCGGCUGUCCGCAAGGAUAUUGCGGCGACGGGAGCGGAUGGUCGCAAGUCCAUCACAAGCGACCAGAUAGUCAACUUCCUUGCUGCUGGGCCCACGGGCUAUGAAUUCCCCUGGGCGGGGGCCAAGCGCGGCCGAAUCCGCGGACGCGGCCAGGCCGCCGACCCCGCGGACGAGGACGCGUGACGCGUGGCUUUGAGGCCACAUGGCUGCCAGUGGGGAGGGGGGUU
This is a messenger RNA of Chara braunii, 1196 nucleotides long. The record is from the annotation of a GenBank genome assembly. NCBI's taxonomy places the organism in Eukaryota, Viridiplantae, Streptophyta, Charophyceae, Charales, Characeae.